Messenger RNA from Moneuplotes crassus, 1150 nucleotides. NCBI's taxonomy places the organism in Eukaryota, Ciliophora, Spirotrichea, Euplotida, Euplotidae. The record is from the annotation of a GenBank genome assembly.
AUUUGUGAAUAUGGAGAAAAGUAAGAAGACUUCUAGUCAUGAAGAAGAAAGUGUGGAGAAUAAGGCAGAUCCUUAUCAGGAUAGGAAGGAUUGGGGUGGUAGUUUGAGAGAAGCAAAGGAUUCAUUGGCGUUUUUAAUGAAAGACCCAUUUGAGAAGGUUAAUUCGGAGAAAUUGAGAAAUGCGUUUGUUGGUAGUGACAUUGAGAGUGGUAAAGAGGAUGAAGGUGAGGAGAGAAAGGUUAAAACUGAAACUCCUGUUUCAGAAGUUGAUGCUAAUGAGCAGCUGAACAAAAGAAUUAAGCAUAAAGAAGAUCUUCAAGAGAAACUUCGUAAAACCUUAAUGAGAAAAAUCACCAAACAAGCUUUUGAGAAGGAGAAGGAGAAAGAAAAAUAAAAAAUUAGAGGAAAGUAAAUUGGAGAAGAAUUUCUACUCUGAUUUGGAGGGGAAGCUUCAGCCUGAUUUCUUUAAGAACGAAGUCUAUCAACCCUUCUUUAAUAGUUCUGUCUGGGAAGAUUAUGAAGAUCUAGUUUAUGCUAUUGAGAGAGAUAAGUUUCAACAAGUUAUCGAUAUUUUUGAAAAAGGUGCUUUUCAUGUAGGAGAAAUAGUCAGACCCACCGGGGAUAACAUCAUGCAUGUCUGAGCUGAGUUCGGUAGAGUUAAAAUGCUAUCUCAUUUUUAUAAGAAAGGAGGCGAAUUAUGGUCAAAGAACUACGCUGAUGAGCUCCCUAUACAUCUUGCAGCAAGAGAAGGGCAGGUUGAAACAAUCAUAUAUAUUCUGGAAAACAGUACAAUUCAUGUCGAUACUGCUACUGUGGAUUUAUGGACUCCGUUCCAUUAUGCUGUAAAUAAUGGAUACCUAGCUACUAUAGAAUUCUUAGUAUCAAAGGGAGCUAGUAUAAACUCAAUAGAUAGAUUUGGAAGAACUGCUUUGCAUUGGGCAGUCAGGUAUGAUUUUAAGGAUAUCGUUGAGUACCUACUUAAGCAUAACAUCAAAUUCAAUGCUAAAGAUAAAGAAGGAAGAACUGCUCUGGAUAUUGCUAAAUCAACUAUGAACCUUGAUUUGAUAUCUGUAUUGAGUGAUUAUGAGAAGACAAGAAUUAAAGGGAAGAAGAAAUAAAUUUAUAAUUUGUUCAAUAUUUUGACAACCAG